Molecule: messenger RNA, 1572 nt
Organism: Australozyma saopauloensis
Lineage: Eukaryota; Fungi; Ascomycota; Pichiomycetes; Serinales; Metschnikowiaceae
Gene: ACH1
Product: acetyl-CoA hydrolase
Exons: 1
Coding region: 1-1572 (523 amino acids)
Biological process (GO): acetate metabolic process
Cellular component (GO): mitochondrion
Molecular function (GO): acetate CoA-transferase activity; acetyl-CoA hydrolase activity
Source: RefSeq, a predicted model, not a curated record
AUGUCUGCCCUUUUGAAGCAAAGAGUCAGAUACGCGCCAUACUUGGCCAAGUUGAGAUCCGCCGAAGAGUGUGUUGAGCUCUUCAAGCACGGCCAGUACUUGGGAUGGUCUGGUUUCACCGGUGUCGGUGCGCCCAAGGUUGUUCCACAGGCAUUGGCCGACCACGUCGAGAAGAACAACUUGCAAGGAAAGCUCGCGUUCAACUUGUUCGUGGGUGCUUCUGCGGGACCCGAGGAGUCCAGAUGGGCCGACCUCGACAUGCUUUUGCGUAGAUCUCCGCAUCAGGUCGGCAAGCCAAUCGCCAAGGCCAUCAACGACGGAAGAACCAUGUUCUUCGACAAGCAUUUGUCCAUGUUCCCCCAGGAUCUUACCUACGGCUACUACACCAAGAACAAGGAGAACGACCUUCUCGACUACACGAUCAUCGAGGCCACGGCCAUCACCGAGGACGGCUCCAUUGUGCCUGGUCCUGCCGUCGGUGGCUCGCCCGAGAUGAUCUCUGUCUCUGACAAGAUCAUCAUUGAGGUCAACACCAAGACGCCUUCUUUCGAGGGUAUCCACGAUAUCGACAUGCCCGUCAACCCUCCACACAGAUUGCCUUACCCUCACACCACCACCGACUACCGUGUGGGCCGCACCUCCAUUCCUGUGGACCCAUCCAAGGUCGUGGCCAUUGUGGAGUCGACCCAGCGUGACAAGGUGCCUGCCAACACUCCUUCUGACGCCAUGUCGCAGCAGAUCGGUACCCACUUGAUCGAGUUCUUCGAGCACGAGGUCAAGAUGGGCAGAUUGCCCGCAAACUUGUUGCCUUUGCAAUCCGGUAUUGGUAACAUUGCCAACGCCGUCGUGGAGGGCUUGGCCGAGUCCAACUUCAAGAACUUGACUGUGUGGACCGAGGUCUUGCAAGACUCCUUCCUUGACUUCUUCGACUCGGGCUCCUUGGACUUCGCCACUGCCACCUCCAUCAGAUUGACCGAGGCUGGUUUCGACAGAUUCGACAAGAGUUGGGACGAGUUCUCCAAGAAGUUGUGUCUCAGAUCGCAGGUUGUGUCCAACUCUCCUGAGAUCAUCAGAAGAUUGGGUGUCAUCGCCAUGAACACCCCUGUCGAGGUUGACAUGUACGCCCACGCCAACUCCACCAACGUCAUGGGCUCCCGUAUGUUGAACGGUCUUGGUGGAUCUGCCGACUUCUUGAGAAACGCCAAGUUGUCCAUCAUGCACACUCCUUCUGCCAGACCUUCCAAGAUCGACCCUACCGGUGUGUCUUGUAUUGUGCCAUUCGCACCACACGUUGACCAGACCGAGCACGACUUGGAUGUCAUUGUCACCGAGCAAGGUUUGGCCGACCUCAGAGGAAUGAGUCCUAGAGAGAGAGCUGUCGAGAUCAUCGACAAGUGUGCUCACCCAGACUACAAGGACCAAUUGAGAGAGUACUUUGACAGAGCCGUCUUCCACGCCCAAAAGGCCAAGUGCAUGCACGAGCCUCACAUCUUGAAGGAUGCCCUCAAGAUGCACUUGAACUUCCAAGAGAACGGAACCAUGAAGUUGGACUCUUGGGACCAGAAAUUCUAA